This is a messenger RNA of Penicillium concentricum, 531 nucleotides long. Its product is annotated as Regulator of G protein signaling superfamily. The transcript has a single exon. The coding region runs from base 1 to 531 and encodes 176 amino acids. Lineage: Eukaryota; Fungi; Ascomycota; Eurotiomycetes; Eurotiales; Aspergillaceae. The record is from RefSeq and is a predicted model, not a curated record.
AUGGAGGAAUCCAUCUUCCUCCCUUUCGUCAACAGCCACACCACCUCCCCUUCCAUGGGACCCUCGGAACCUUUCAUGGGACCCGACGAUUUCAUGAGUCUCUCAUCGACGAGCCUGGACGAACACCCAAUGAAAAGGGUGCGGUCGCGCGUGUCGAAGCGUAUCUCCCCGCAGUCGUCUACCAAGGAUCUUCCCGCAACGGGUCACAGCCGCUCAACCAUGUCCCUCGGCGCCGUGCAUGCCAUCGGGAAACGCACUUCCGGCGCACUUCUCAGCACUAGCGGCGAGUCGACUUACCUCUCUCUGACCGACGACUCUUCCUCUCCGCAGUCCAGCCCCACCGCCGAAGAGCCCAUGACGCCACCCACCACCCCGCCUGCCAGCGAGCCGCAUCUUCCCAUCCACAGCCCCAGAAUUCGCACCGAGAACCCUUGGAAGAAGAUGGGUAUGAAGCUUGGCUUUAAGAAGCGUUCCACUGGAGGCAGCAAUGGUGGUCCUCGCGAUCCCAAGGUUCUUGGUCUUGACGACUAA